CUUUAGUAAAAAAAAAAAAAAAGAAACAUCAUUUCUUCUGCCAGACAAACAAAGCAAAGCAAAAAGCCCGAUAUUCCAAAGCAUGGCACGACAACCAUCGAAUAGCGACAAGGGACAGCUCAUCCUCGGCUUCGACGUACUUUACAUGAUUCUCAUGGAUUACUUGGAAAAAGAUAAAGACGUUCUAAACUUCAUGCUAGCAAGCAAACUCUACUACGAGCAGUUUCAUAACGCUUGGCUCCUUCACAAUGUGCUCCAUCGCGGAUGUACGGCUCUAGAGGGAGCCGUGAGAGGAGCCAACAGGGUCAUGGUCGAGAGGAUACUUGAAAUCCCAGGUAUAGAAGCGGCUGUACCUCGCGGUAUGUGGCCAAUGACGGUCGCGAUCGCUAGAGCUUGUGGCUGCCUUGAUAUAAUGAGAUUGAUACUGAAGGUCAAUUGCGUCCGGACCAGUAUCGACGAGGAAGCCCACGAGAUUGCUAUAAAGGGAACGGAGGCGUGGAAAGGGCGGGAGUUUGGUGAUUCCUGGCUACAGAUAAUGUGGGAUGCUGUCCGAUCCGACCAAGCGGAUGUGGUAGAUCUGUUCCUUUCCCACGGCAUGACGGUAGAGCUGUGCGGUCCAUCCGGCAUGACGGCUUUGCACAUAGCGACUGGAGGCGCUGAGAAGGAGCAUCUCGUAAGACUUUUGCUGGAAAAGUAUAAAGCCGACCCGAACAACAUGGCUGUGACAUCCUUUCCCUGGUGGGACACACCUCUUCAUUUGGCGGCCGCCAGAGGCAGUGCUACAGUUGUGAAGCUGCUACUCGAGCACAAGGCAGACCCUUGUUAUGGCCAUGAGGGGGGGCUCUGCCCGGCCUUAGGAACGGCGGCCGAGAGAGGUCAUAAGGAUGUUGUGGAAAUCCUGUCACAAGAUGAGCGAGUCGAACUCAGCGCACAGGAUUGGAUGGGUGUGACAGUCCUGAGCGAUGCUGUCUGGGGAGGAAAAGCAGACGUAGUGCAGAUGUUGCUUGAAAAUGAGCGAAUCGAUCCAAACGCGCCGGCAUCCCACGGCCGUUCCCCACUACUAAUUGCCGCUCAAUAUGCUGCUCUCAACCCCGAUGAAGACCCCGACGAAGACAAAGAGACUGACGCCAGCGGGCUAGCAAUGACAAAGCUGCUUCUGUCCGACAAAAGGGUCGAUAUGUUCCUGCGGGAUGACGGUGGGCGGAACGCCUUGUUUUGGGCCGCACGGAGCGGCAAACACAAAGUCCUAGAAAUGUAUCUCGCCGACGGCAGACUUGAUCCUAACGAAACUGAUAAUGAUCUAAGAACGCCAGUCUCAGCUACAUCUUGUGAAAAGUGUAUGGAUCUCCUCAUCAACGACACGAGGGUCGACCUGAAUAUGGCAGAUAACAGAGGCAUGACACCACUCAUGCACAACACACUUGAGCGGAACAAAGCCAAUAUUGAGCGAUUGAUAUCCUCGUGCCGUGUCGAUGUGGGCAAGGUAAACAUGGAGGGAAACACGGCGUUAAGAUUGGCUCUUAGGACUCGCGGCUGCAACCGGAUUGUAACCCUGCUGAGAAUGGGCAAGCCGCGGGCUCCAUUGGCAGGCCGAAGGCAUUGGAGACUUAUGGAACCAGGAGAAGACGUUGAUUAA
Molecule: messenger RNA, 1636 nt
Organism: Trichoderma asperellum CBS 433.97
Lineage: Eukaryota; Fungi; Ascomycota; Sordariomycetes; Hypocreales; Hypocreaceae
Molecular function (GO): protein binding
Source: RefSeq, a predicted model, not a curated record